AUGGCCGAGCGGGGCGGCGGCGGCUGGAAGCGGCACGUCCUCCGGCAGCUGCAGCGGCGCGACCGGGCGCAGAAGGCGCGCUUCCGAGACCUGGUGCAGGCCUAUAACAAACUCUUGGAAAAAUCCUGCUUGCUGAGCACGUACAAGCUACAAGCGGACUCUUUGGACCUACAGAUGGGACUAUCUGCCAGAUCAGCCUUGGAGCCUGUGGACUCCGCGGGGGGUGAAGUCUUGGACUCGGCCCAAGUGCUGGAGCGCCUGAAAAGGAACUACGAGGGGCACAUUGGGCAGCUGCAAAGAAUCAACGUGGAACUGACCUGUGAGAUGAUAGAACGGAACACACUACUCGAGGCAAAGGAGACCGCCCUCGUGGAGCAGAGGGGCAGGUUGGCCUCCGUGAGCGAACAGCAUUCCAACUUGGAGGCUGUGCAUCGGCAGCUGAAGGACCAGGUGGAAGAGCUGACCCAUAAGAACAGUGCCGUGAAGGCUGACUACGACACCUUGCGCGAGCAUUACCGGCACCAAGAAAUGGAGUUCCGUCGGGCAGCGGAAAGAGAGCUGGAGCUGCUCAGAAGUGUCAUGCGGAUGAAGGUGGAGGCUGCUGAACAUCGGAACGAGAAGAACGAGAGGGUAAAGCAGGCCAGGCUGUCCAGGGAGCUGAAGAAGGCCACCAGGAGGCCUGUCGGCAUUGAGAUAGAAGCGGGAGAAGGGAAGGCAGAGGAGCAGAAGAUGUCCGGGGGAGCCGUUCCUGAGCGGGAGAGCCGUGAGAAGCUGUGGAGAAGACCCUUCAGAUCUGCCUCCGCCACCUCCAUGACCCUCACCAGAUAUGUGGAUGCUUUCAAGGGUUUGUUUGAUUUCAGGAUGAAGCGUGGGAAUUCGGUCAGCAGUUCUUCAGUGGACCACUAUUGCUGCCUGCCCUCUUGUGUAGCUGCCUGCCUCCCCUCCACAGUGAGCGAUGCCAAGGCAGCCCACCUCUCUGAGAUCAACGCCAUCAAGUUCAGCCCCAAUUCGGGCAUGGUGGCCACUGGUGGAGCAGACAGGCUGAUCAAACUGUGGAGCGUGGCUGGAGGUCGUCUAGAGCACACCCAGACUUUGGAAGGAGCUACUGGGGGCAUCACCAACCUCGACUUUGACCCAUCGGGAUGCCACGUGUUAGGUGCUUCAUACAACAACGUUGCUCAGCUGUGGAAGAUCGGAGACAAGAAAUGCAGAGAAAUACUCACUGGACAUGCAGACAAAGUGACUGCAGCUAAGUUCAGGUCCACGCGACAUCAGGCGGUGACGGGCAGCCGAGACAGGACGGUGAAGGAAUGGGACCUGUGCAAGGGGUUAUCAGGUUCCAGAACCAUCAACGUCUUCUCCUAUUGCAAUGAUAUUGCAUGUUGCGACACCGUCAUUGUCAGCGGACACCAUGACAAGACAAUCCGGUUCUGGGAUAGCAGGGAACCCGGUUGCACGCAGGUGAUUCCUGUGGAAGGCAAGGUGACUUCCUUGAGUGUCAGCCCCGACCAGAUGCACUUGCUGAGCUGCUCCCGGGACAACGCGCUCAAAGUCAUCGAUCUACGAAUGCACAACAUCCGGCAAGUGUUUAGGGCUGAAGGAUUCAAAUGCGGCUCUGACUGGACCAAGGCUGUGUUCAGCCCUGAUAAAAGCUAUGCCUUGGUGGGCUCUGCUGACGGCACUCUCUUCCUCUGGAAUAUGGAGACAGGCAGCCUGGAAAAGAGCUUGCCCGGAGUUCACAGGUCUUCGGUGAAUGCAGUGGCCUGGGGACCAUCCGGGAUGUACAUUGGAAGUGUGGACCAGUGUCAGAAGCUGGUCCUGUGGAGAUAGCCCCGGUCCUGGGGCUGGGUGGGGUAGGACAGCCACCCUGUCCUUCUUCAUCUGCCUUUGUCUCCUGCAGUCUACUUAGAAUCACCAGCGAGUGGCCCAGUCUUCCUAGGAUGUUGGCAGCGCGGAUUUCUCUCCUCGAGGUGCCACCACUGAAAAAGGCCUUUCUAGGGCCGGAACCUGGGGCCUGGAGCCUCCAACAAGAGGUCUCCGCCAAGCACAGAGGACCUCAGUCUCAGAAGAGCAUUCCUAGCUUUCCCCUAGCAUGAAAUCUCAAGCACUUCUUAGAUAACCUUUCCAAAGGACAGGUGAAAGAUUGGCGAGAGUUGUGACCUUCCUAGAACCUCCCUGCCCCAAGGGGAGGACAAGAAACCCAUCGGAAAACAAUGGAGGGUGGCGGGCGACAAGGGCACAGCCACGGCUGGAAAAUUCUCCGGCUCAUCUUUGUCAAUAAGAACCAGAAGCCACUUGGAAAGGGGUCCUGGCACAAGGCCCCAGCCAGUUCCGUCCCUGGCAUCUCCAGCUGUCAGUCAGCAGGUGAUGGGAAGGGCAUUUCUCCGCCUAACCCUCUGGCCAGCGGAGCCGCUGCUGGGCUUGAUGGACAGGGAGGUGGGACUGACACCACAGCAGGCUGCUUCGUACAUUCACAGAGUGCUUCCACACCCGUUGGAUAAUGCACUUCCAAUCCUCUUUAUAGAUCAUUUGGAACGGAUUUUUUUGUGUGCAGAACAAAAAAUCCACCUUAAACGAUUGAUAAAGUGCAUUGAAAGUGCAUUAUCCAACGUGUGAAGCUCCGGGUUGGGGGGGGGCACGUCUUCUUUCCCCUGCAUUAUAAUGCUUCGUGAUUGCCUGGUUGGGUCCGAAGGGCCGGGGGAGAGAAAUGUUGGCCAGGCUUGUAAUGUUAUCUAAACCGAUCCCUUGUAAGCAUAAAUGGUUGGGCUUGUAAUUCAGACGGCCUUGUGUGUUCUUUACUACGCCAAGCGCAGAGGGGAGACUGCACCAAGCUGUUUCAUAUUUUUUUUCCCAGAACCCUCCUCAAGCUAACACAUGGCGUUGGGGGCAUCUCUCGCUCCCUCUGUGCUUUGACACGGGGAGAAAAUGGAAGCUUGUUUGUGAAAUGUAAAUAAAAGGCUCUCUAAAACAAUGGGGAGAAAGUAUACGGAACCAGCUGCGCCUCCAAAAGUUGCUUUAUUUCCAGGUAAUUUUGGAACUGGGUGAGGGGCAGAGAAUAGGAAGACCCCCAUGUCCUGUAUUCAUCAGAGCCGACA
Eublepharis macularius is the source of this 3095-nucleotide messenger RNA. RefSeq names its product autophagy related 16 like 2 (gene ATG16L2). Lineage: Eukaryota; Metazoa; Chordata; Lepidosauria; Squamata; Eublepharidae. Gene Ontology annotation, molecular function: protein binding. The coding region runs from base 1 to 1830 and encodes 609 amino acids. Gene Ontology annotation, biological process: negative stranded viral RNA replication; autophagosome assembly. The transcript is spliced from 18 exons. Gene Ontology annotation, cellular component: autophagosome membrane. The record is from RefSeq and is a predicted model, not a curated record.